AUGAUUGUAGUUCAUGAGGAUCGAGUGUUCAAUAUUUUUAUACCUCAUAUUUCCACCAAGUUUUACAAUAAUAUGACGCAUUUCCAAAUACACCAAACAAAAGAUAAAGAAAAAAACAAAAUACUGAUGAACUUAUUAGGCGGUCCUUUUGGGGAUUGGCCAAAGCAUAGCUCCUAUUUUGGCCCUCAUUUAUGCGAACUAUGCAAAAAACCGGGAAAAAUGUUAAAAAAACUUUUAUUUACCUGUCAACUCUUUAAAAAGAAUAACAAAACUUUUGGUCAUCUUUUGGACAACAAAACAAUGACAGAAACAAUGUGGCACAAUGAACUUGUUUUGUUUAAAGAAAAUCAAUCUCAAAAAAUGAAAAAUUUCGAUUUGGAUAGCUGGAAGAAGAAGCGACGAAGAACAGUUGGUGCAUAUCUAUUGUGUGGUGCUAUUGGAGGUGUGGAUUACAGUGUUGUGUUUGCAACACUGUAUCUAUAUCUCACAGAUUUGGUUAAAACUGAUAAACCGAAGUUGUAUUAUGGAUUAACUAUAGCAUCAUUUUGUUUAUGCUCGACGAUACUGGGACCUCCUGCUGGCCGUUUCAUUGACAAAACUCGUAAAAUGAAAUUGUACACAAACUUUGUACUCGUAGCACAAAUUAUUGGAAAUCUAUUAUAUGCUAUUCACUUUCAUCCAAUUUAUUUAGUUACUGGUAGAUUUAUUGCGGGCAUAGCAGACACCUUCAGUAGCAUCUGCUCUGGUGAGAUUGUUCGACUUUACGACAGCAAAGAAGGUACGAGUGCAUUGUGGUGGCUAGCUUCAUCCUACUCCGUUGGAUUUGCUAUCGGUCCAUGUUUUGGUAUUAUUUUUAAAGGCGUGUUCGACUUUAACAUUGGAUCUCUCACAAUAAACUACUUAAAUUUUGUUGGCAUAUUUGUGGCUGCAAUGACACUUCUUGUGUUAAUAAUUGUCAAUUUCUUUCUGUAUGAUUGUUCGGCUGAAUUUGAUCUAAAAAAGCAUAUAAAAGAACAUGAUGAGUGUUGUACAAGCCCAAAUAAUGACGCAGAAUGUGGUCCAGGUGAAAUUUGUAUGAGUAAAUUAGACCUUAAUGCAGAGGUAGAUGUCGAUAAAGAAAUGCUAAUACAACAUGACUGUGACCAUUCUGUAGCAUCAGUGUUGAAGACCAUCAUUACAAACCCAGACGCUUUGUUAAUGUUUGUAUCUUCUUUUAUGUUUAUGUAUUGCUUAAUGAGCCUAGAUCUACUUAUACCAUUGAUAGAGUUGAAUUUAUUGGGGUGGAGUUUAGAAGCUUUAACAUUAACUUUAGUGACGUAUGGCAUUACGUACUUCUUUGCGCUGUUAAUUUUAUCAAAAUAUUGCACUUCACAACGUGCUGUGUACUGUGUAAGUUUGGUCUGUAUUGUCUUUCAACUGGUUUUGUUUGUUAUUAUGACUGCCAUGAAACGAUUAGAACGAAAUUUGGAACGUGAUGUAACACUGAUGGUCCUUUUUAUGAUUGGUUAUAUUUUUGUGUGGUUCAUUGAAGAGGUUUUGUUGCGAACUAUGGUUGCAAUGAUGGUACCCUCUAUCGUACAAAGUUUUACUGAAGCUUUACGGAAUGUCCUAUCCCGUUCGGGAACUGUUAUUGCUGCCUUAACAGCGGCAUUUGCAAUGUCAGCGUUAGAUUGGUGGUCAAUUGGAAUGGAAAUUGCAGUUUUGAUAUUGCUUGUUUGCUUUAUAUGUCGAUAUAAAUCUUUAACACACAUUCAAGAAAUGUCGUUUUCACAAUAA
Messenger RNA from Hydractinia symbiolongicarpus, 1776 nucleotides. RefSeq lists its product as uncharacterized. The record is from RefSeq and is a predicted model, not a curated record. The transcript has 6 exons. Bases 1 to 1776 code for a protein of 591 amino acids. Gene Ontology annotation, biological process: transmembrane transport. Gene Ontology annotation, molecular function: transmembrane transporter activity. NCBI's taxonomy places the organism in Eukaryota, Metazoa, Cnidaria, Hydrozoa, Anthoathecata, Hydractiniidae.